Molecule: messenger RNA, 1111 nt
Organism: Procambarus clarkii (red swamp crayfish)
Lineage: Eukaryota; Metazoa; Arthropoda; Malacostraca; Decapoda; Cambaridae
Product: methionine adenosyltransferase 2 subunit beta
Biological process (GO): S-adenosylmethionine biosynthetic process
Cellular component (GO): methionine adenosyltransferase complex
Molecular function (GO): methionine adenosyltransferase regulator activity
Source: RefSeq, a predicted model, not a curated record
CUCGUAAGGUGUUGUCAUUUUGCCAUCAUUUCAUACCUACAUAGUUAUAUAACAUGAUGUUUAUAAUAAAUUUUUGAUGGUGAGGAGGAAUGUUAGUGGUUAUACAUGCGGGUGUUGUGACAAGGGGCCGUGUGACCAGAAGAAAUGUCAAGUACAGUUCCACGGAUCUUGGUGACUGGUGCCUCGGGACUACUGGGGCGUGCUGUUGUCAGGGCCUUGAAGGAAAAAGAAUGGGAUGUUGUCGGCAUAGCAUUUUCGAGAGUUGGUCCUGAACUAAUAAAGUGUGAUUUAACAAACCCAGAAGCUGUAAGUACCUUAAUAAAUAAAGAAAAGCCUGACUUUAUUAUCCAUGCUGCAGCAGAACGCUUUCCUGAUGUUGUCGAGAAUAAAUAUGAAGAAACAUUGCUCCUCAAUGUGAAGGCUUCUGGCCAUCUUUCUUCACUUGCACACCAGCAUGGAAGUAAGGUAAUUCACAUCAGCACAGAUUAUGUAUUCGAUGGCACCUCUCCUCCAUACAAAGCUAAUGAUAAAUGUAACCCUCUAAGCAAGUAUGGCCAAACAAAGCUUGAUUCUGAAGAAGCUGUCUUAAGAGAAUGUCCAGAUGCAUGUAUUUUGCGUGUACCAGUUCUCUAUGGUCCAGUUGAGAGAGUUGAUGAGAGUGCCAUCACUUGCUUGCUAAGUGCCCUGAAGAAUAGUGAGCCCAAGACAGUGUCCCACUAUGAUAAGCGAUGCCCAGCCCAUGUCAGAGAUGUAGCAGGCAUAAUACUGGAUAUGAUCUCUCUCAGUUUGAAGGGAGAAACAGUCAAUGGAAUUUUUCAGUGGAGUGGAAGAGAAAAGUUAACGAAGUACGAAAUGGUAUUGAUUAUGUCGGAGGUGUUCUCUCUUCCCCAUGACCACAUUACACCAAGUUACACUCCUGGAGAACUCAGGCCCUAUGACCCUGAAAUGGAUGUAUCCCGCUUGGUUGAUUUAGGAAUAUCUCAUCACACCAGAUUUGAAGAUGGAAUUAAAGAAUGUUUAUCUCCUUGGUUGUAAUGACAUUUAUGGUAUCGACUGAAGAAAGUUAUAAAUUUCCUUCAUGCAUAUUGCCAUACACAAAUAUUCAAUCAUA